ACCAAAGCAAAGCAAAGCAAAGCAAACGGAGCGAGAGAAAAGAUCUGAUCCUCCUCCACUCGCGAAAUCCAGAGAGAGAGAGAAGAUGGGAGGGACGAAGGGAGAGGUGGAGGCGGAGGAGCUGCGGCGGAGGAACGGGGAGCUGGAGAAGGAGGUGGAGGAGAUGAGGGAGGAUAUGAUGAGGAUGUGGCGGCGGCUCCAGGUGGCGGAGGAGGCCGAAGAGCGCUUAUGCUCUCAGCUCGCCGAGCUCGAAGCCGAGUCCCUCCACCAGGCGCGUGACUACCACUCCCGCAUCCUCUUCCUCCUCGAUCAGCUCUCCCGCCUCUCCCCCUCCGCCUCUUCCCCUUAGGUCUAUCUGUGUAUCUGUGUAGAUUUCGGUAGCCAUGGAUGGAUCUAAGAGAACAUUUUGUUGUAGUUUUUCCAAAGUGUUCGAUCCAAUGUGCAGCUUUGUAUUUGAUCCUAUAACGAGGUUUUGUGUCUCCUCCUUUCAAGAUUUAA
Messenger RNA from Tarenaya hassleriana, 498 nucleotides. RefSeq lists its product as uncharacterized. The coding region runs from base 86 to 349 and encodes 87 amino acids. Gene Ontology annotation, biological process: cellular oxidant detoxification. NCBI's taxonomy places the organism in Eukaryota, Viridiplantae, Streptophyta, Magnoliopsida, Brassicales, Cleomaceae. The transcript has a single exon. The record is from RefSeq and is a predicted model, not a curated record.